Molecule: messenger RNA, 1549 nt
Organism: Pyricularia oryzae 70-15
Lineage: Eukaryota; Fungi; Ascomycota; Sordariomycetes; Magnaporthales; Pyriculariaceae
Product: oxidoreductase
Exons: 5
Coding region: 18-950 (310 amino acids)
Cellular component (GO): cytosol
Molecular function (GO): oxidoreductase activity
Source: RefSeq, a predicted model, not a curated record
CCAACUACAAGUCCACUAUGACUAUUAUAACACGUACUACAACCGCCAUACUUCCCAGAGUCUUGAAUCGUCAAAGAACAUCUGCCAUACCGUUCUUGGGCAAAGCGUUUCAGUUAGUUUCCUUUGCAAGAAUGUCAGCCACCGCAAUGGGGAAGCGCCUCGAGGGCAAGACAAUCGUCAUCACCGGAGCUUCAUCCGGGAUCGGGCGCAGCUGUGCCUUUGAGUUUGCUCGCACCAGCCCCAAGAGCUUGAAGCUGGUCCUGACUGCUCGCCGCAUCGACACGCUCAAGGAGAUUGCCAAGGAGAUAAAUGCUGAGGUCGGCGAGGGCGUCAAGGUGUUGCCAUUCCAGCUCGACGUCAGCAAACCGGAUGAGGUCCGUGGGUUUGUCCAGGCGCUGCCCGAGGAGUUCCGGGAUAUUAAUGUUCUCGUCAACAAUGCGGGUCUGGUGAAAGGAGUUGCACAGGCUCCUGCGAUCGCCGAGGAGGAUAUAAACAUCAUGAUGGCGACCAAUGUAACGGGUCUCAUCAACAUGACGCAGGCCGUGCUUGCCGUCUACAAAAAGCGACCUGAAGGAGGUGCUGGCGAUAUUAUCAACAUCGGUAGCAUUGCUGGUCGUGAGCCAUACGCCGGCGGUAGCAUAUACUGCGCAACCAAGGCUGCGGUUCGGAGCUUUAGUGAUUCGUUGCGAAAGGAGUUGGUAGCCACUCGGAUCCGGGUUAUGGAGAUCGAUCCGGGUCAAGUUGAAACCGAGUUUUCUGUUAUUCGGUUUUAUGGUGACAAGGCAAAGGCGGAUGCAGUCUAUGCUGGUUGUGACCCUCUCACGCCAGAUGACAUCGCCGAGGUGGUUGUGUUCGUCGCAGGACGGAGAGAUAACGUCGUUGUAGCCGAUACUCUCAUCUUUCCUCAGCACCAGGGUGCUGCUACGGUUGUGCACCGGAAAUCAUCUUAGGCAGUCAAAGUCCUGCAGCAUUGACGCUGUGGCCUGGGAUGGGGUGAGGGGGGGAAAAGUUGGGAUUCUGCGCAUAUAGACGCGCUGCAUAUCUGAAGUUGUGGCUCACUGCAGCAGUACAUAAUGCAGGGAGCAGCUCGCCGAAUAAGUAAAUACGGGUAUGUCCCUGGGCGUCGGUCAUCAGACUCCUUCAGCAGCCAUAUAUUAUACAAGGCACGUUCGGAAGGGCCCCUUUGUUUUCUCACUGACGUAUUGAAGGUGGGAUUUGCGACUUCUUAUACCAAUCAUCGUAUUAGUCGUGGAGAUAGCCCACCUUUCACCGUGGUCUUGUCCGCCUUUUUUUUUUUUUUUUUUUUUUUUUUUUUGGUUGAGCUCUUACUAUGUAGUGCAUUUACAGGGAACGGUACUUGGGAACCACAUUCGCUGGAACAACGUCAUAGCUAUUCCAAGCUCAAGCUUGAUUGAGCUGGGUAUUGAUCAACAGGGAUGUUCUUCAUGUUUGUUUCAUGCCACCGGCACUACUGUACUUUUAGUGUGUAAAAAAUAAGGUAUGUAUGUAAAGUGCUGUUAUUAUAGUACUCGGACGCACUGGCAUCCCC